This is a messenger RNA of Arvicanthis niloticus (Nile rat), 1563 nucleotides long. Its product is annotated as immediate early response gene 5-like protein. The record is from RefSeq and is a predicted model, not a curated record. Lineage: Eukaryota; Metazoa; Chordata; Mammalia; Rodentia; Muridae.
CGUGAGCCUGCGGGUGGCGCGCAACGCAUGGUGGCCACUUCUCUCGGAGUGUCGCCGACCCGCCGACCCGGGCUCGGUUCCCUGUGCCCGGCGCGCCCGGGCGACCAACUGGAGACACACGCAGGCAGCAGCAUUCGCAGCACCAGAGGCGGCUGCUCCGCCGCCCGCGUCUCCGCGGGAGCAUGGAGUGCGCCCUGGACGCCCAGAGCCUGAUCAGCAUCUCCCUGCGCAAGAUCCACAGCUCCCGGACCCAGCGCGGCGGCAUCAAGCUGCACAAGAACCUCCUGGUGUCCUACGUGCUCCGCAACGCGCGCCAGCUCUACCUGAGCGAGCGCUACGCCGAGCUCUACCGGCGCCAGCAGCAGCAACAGCAACCGCCCCACCACCAGCACCUCGCUUACGCGGCGCCCGGAAUGCCGGCCAGCGCGGCCGACUUCGGCCCGCUCCAACUUGGCGGCGGCGGAGACGCGGAGGCGCGCGAGCCGGUCGCCCGGCACCAGCUGCACCAGCUCCACCAGCUUCACCAGCUGCACCUCCAGCAGCAGCUGCACCAACACCAGCACCCGGCGCCCAGGGGCUGCACGGCGGCGGCACCGGUAGCGGUGGCCGGGGCGCCCGCGGGCUGCGCGGGGGCGCUCUCGGAGCUGCCCGGGUGCGCUGCGCUCCAUCCGCCUCACGGCGCGCCCCACCGCGGGCAGCACUUGGAGCCGCUGCAGCCGGGUCCUGCGCCGCUGCCGCCGCCCGCGCCCGCCGCGCUCUGCCCGCGGGACCCUCGCGUCCCGGCCGCUUGCUCUGCGCCCUCGGCGCCUCCGGGGGCUGCCCCUCCGACCGUCGCUGCCUCCUCUCCGCCCGCCUCUCCAGCCCCUUCCUCAUCCCCUGGCUUCUACCGGGGCGCGUACCCGGCCCCCUUGGACUUCGGCGUGCACUGCAGCAGCCAGACCACCGUGCUGGACCUGGACACUCACGUGGUGACCACCGUAGAAAACGGCUACUUGCACCAGGACUGCUGCGCCUCCGCCCACUGCCCCUGCUGUGGCCAGGGCGCUCCGGGACCGGGUCUGGCGUCCGCCGCUGGUUGCAAGCGCAAGUAUUACCCUGGCCAGGAGGAAGAGGACGACGACGAGGAGGACGCGGGCGACCUGGGAGCCGAGCCCCCCGGGGGCACCCCGUUCGCCCCCUGUAAGCGCGCCCGCUUCGAGGACUUCUGCCCGGACUCGUCCCCGGACGCGUCCAACAUCUCAAACUUGAUCUCCAUCUUUGGCUCCGGCUUCUCGGGACUGGUGAGCCGACAGCCGGACUCCUCGGAGCAGCCGCCGCCGCUCAACGGGCAGCUGUGCGCCAAGCAGGCGCUCGCCAGCCUCGGCGCCUGGACUCGAGCCAUUGUCGCCUUCUAGGGACCCCCGAGGGCAUGGGGACCCUGGGCCCCGCAGGGCUAGGGCCAGACAAAGACUCGGCCAAGGGGCGAUAGGGAGCGAGCGGGUCCCGGCCACUCGGGGCUGAGCUGGGGGCGAGCAGAGGCUGAUGUUUUAUAAAUUGUAAAAUAAAAAAAAAAUCUAAAAAUCU